This is a messenger RNA of Pimephales promelas (fathead minnow), 7210 nucleotides long. It is a transcript of the gene hecw1b, whose product is annotated as HECT, C2 and WW domain containing E3 ubiquitin protein ligase 1b. Gene Ontology annotation, biological process: protein ubiquitination; regulation of dendrite morphogenesis; ubiquitin-dependent protein catabolic process. NCBI's taxonomy places the organism in Eukaryota, Metazoa, Chordata, Actinopteri, Cypriniformes, Leuciscidae. Gene Ontology annotation, cellular component: cytoplasm. Gene Ontology annotation, molecular function: protein binding; ubiquitin protein ligase activity. The record is from RefSeq and is a predicted model, not a curated record.
UUGGUUACAGGCUCCUGGUACCCAGGAAAGAGGAUGUAGCAUCUCCUGAGGUAACGUUAGCUUAGCAAACAGGGCAAAUGUAAGGAAAGGACGGCUGUUGUGCGGGUAAACAUGGGACGGAUAAUGGCCGUAUGAACGAAAAGGUGAUGAUUCACCGGCAGGUGAUACUGACCCAGAACUUGUACCAGAACAGGUUUCUCGGGCUCGCAGCAAUGGCCUCUCCAUCUCGUGCAUCUCGUGGCAGGAGGCGAUGUAAGGACCCGAUUCGGCACAGUUUCAACCCUGAGCAGUUCCCCAACGUGGACUUCCAGAAUGGCGUUUCUGAGGAGCUGGCGGCCGCCGUGCUGCGCUCCACCAGCGACACUGACCUCGUGACCUCCCACUGCCGCUCCACCCUCACCGUCAGCACCUCCAGCUACACCAUCGGUCAGACGCAGGACAUCACACUCUGCUGGGACAUCAAGGAGGAAGUGGACGCGGGCGACUGGAUUGGCAUGUACCUCAUUGAUGAGGUUCUGUCUGAGAAUUUUCUGGACUACAAAAACAGAGGUGUGAAUGGCUCCCAUAAAGGUCAGAUCGUCUGGAAGAUUGAGGCCAACUCCUACUUCGUUGAACUGGAGACUAAAAUCUGUUUCAAAUAUUAUCAUGGACUGAGCGGAGCACUGCGGGCCACCACACCAUGCGUGACCGUGAAGAACCCGUCCGCACCGGUGUUUAAGCCGGUGGCCACAGAUGACGUGCCUCAGAGUCAAGGCAGAAGAAGACUCAUCAGCUUCUCUCUGUCAGACUUCCAGGCCACCGGGCUGAAGAAAGGCAUGUUUUUUAACCCCGAUCCCUACCUAAAGAUCGCCAUCCACCCCGGCAAGCACAGCAUCUUCCCUGCCCUGCCUCACCACGGCCAGGAGAAGAGAUCAGGCAUCGUCUGCAAUACCAUUAAUCCCGUUUGGCAGAGGGAGCGCUUUAAUUUUGUGUCUCUGCCCACGGAUGUGUUGGAGAUUGAGGUGAAGGACAAGUUUGCCAAAAGCCGACCCAUCAUAAAGCGUUUCUUGGGCAAGCUGUCCAUGCCAGUGCAAAGAUUACUGGAGAAGCAUGCUAUCGGUGAUCGAGUGGUCAGUUACACUCUGGGUCGGAGGCUUCCAACAGAGCAUGUGAGUGGCCAGCUGCAGUUCAGGUUUGAGAUUACCUCCUCCAUCCACCCAGAUGAUGAGGACAUGUCUCUCAGUACAGAGCAGCCAGUGGCAGUCCAACCUCAAGCAGAAGACACCAUGAGCUUAAACCAGGAGGCCCCAGAGUUGCCCUUAGAUGGAGAUACAGCUUCUGUAGAGAUGCCCAUGGACGUUGAAUCCGGGCAGAACUGUCCAACUGAGGAAGAUGCAAUAGAGGAAGAGCCUUUAGAGACAGAGCAGCAACAAAUGGAGAGCCGCGAACAAAUGGAGCACGGUGGACCCGACAUGGAAGUACAAGAGACGGUCCAAGAGGAGGCAGAAUCUGAUAGUGCCUUCGCCGAUGAGCCUGCUGGAGUCGAAGAGGAGGCGAUCUCGGACCCGCAGCCAGUUUCAGAGGACCCAGAGGUGGAUCUGGAGGAAGGCUGCUCGCUCAGGAUCAGAACCACACCGAGACGGAAGCCACGACCCUGCUCUCUACCCGUGUCUGAGCUGGAGACCGUCAUCGCUUCAGCCUGUGGCGAACCCGAGACGCCACGCUCCCAUUACAUCCGAAUCCACCACCUGCUGCACAGCCUGCCAUCCACCCAAACUCAACCAGGAGAUGCAGCUCCCGACAGGCCGCAGGGCGUAGAGGAGGAGGAAGAGGAGGAGGAGGAAGAGGGUGCGACACUCGAGCCUCAUGCUUUAACACCCAACGGCCCCCGCAGAACGCUUCCCCGCAGCCGCUCACACGAGCGCCUCUCCGACCUCAUUCAAAUGCUCGACGGAGAUGGGCAACCGCUCGGGGCUGAGGGCCAAACCGGAGUUCAGAGGUCACCAGGGGAAAGCGAAUGCGAUUUGAGCCCGGUGCCCUGCUGCAGUCAUAUGGCACAUCCAGUGCGGGCGCCGUCUCUAGACAGCGCGCGUAGAUCCGAGAGCACUGUGUUCUCCUCACAGGAUGACGAGGACGAGAUGGACAGGGUGAACGGUAUUCUGGGAUUCGAGGGAGAGACCGAACAAGGCGCUAAGAAACGGGAGCCGGGGGAUGGAAGCUGUCAGUGGGAGGAGGCGCCAGACAGUCACGUCCAGAGCCCGCAUGGCAUUAUGGAGAACGGAGAAUCACCUGUAGCUGGUCCGAGCAGCAGGAGAGAAUGUCCUUUGCCUUGUAACCAUCCUGCAGUGAGCCAGCUACCAGCACUGCGGCCCGACCCACAUCACUAUCCCACCAUAGACGAGCCGCUGCCCCCAAACUGGGAGGCCCGUAUCGACAGUCACGGUCGUGUUUUCUACGUGGAUCACAUUAACCGGACCACCACAUGGCAACGGCCCACGUCCGCAGCCACGCCGGAUGGCCUGCGCAGGUCUGGUUCUGUCCAACAGAUGGAGCAGCUCAACAGGAGGUAUCAGACCAUCCAGAGGACGAUGGCCACUGAAAGGAGAGACGAGGAGUCGGGCAGCCCCCGCAGCGAGAGAACAGCCAACACUGAAACCGACUCGCCUCCACAAACAACCGAGUUGAGGAGAGACGCGCCAUGUUCUCCGGGUCAUUGUCAGAAGAUCACUUUACUUCUGCAGAGUCCAGCAGUCAAAUUCAUCACUCACCCAGAGUUCUUCACUGUGCUUCACGCUAAUUAUGGAGCGUAUCGUAUGUUCACCAACAGCUCGUGUCUGAAACACAUGGUUCUGAAGAUCAGGCGGGAUGCUCGAAACUUUGAACGCUACCAGCACAAUCGUGACCUGGUGACCUUCUUGAAUAGGUUUGCUGAUGCUCAGCUGGAGCUGCCGCGUGGCUGGGAGAUCAAAACAGACCCACAGGGGAAGUCGUUCUUUGUAGACCACAACAGUCGUGCCACAACCUUCAUUGAUCCCAGGAUCCCCUUGCAAAACGGCAGAUUGCCCAACCACCUGACGCAUCGCCAGCACCUGCAGAGAUUACGCAGCUACAGCGCAGGAGAGGCAUCAGAGGUGUCGCGCACCCGAGGGGUGUCUUUGUUAGCCAGGCCUGGAAACAGUCUGGUAGCAGCUAUACGAAGCCAGCAGGAGCCAGUACCAAUGGCCUACAAUGAUAAGAUUGUAGCAUUUUUACGCCAACCAAACAUCUUCGAGGUGCUACAGGAGCGACAACCGAGUCUGGCGAGGAAUCACUCACUCAAGGAAAAGGUGCUCCACAUCCGAACCGAAGGCACACAGAGACUGGAGAAGCUGUCGUGUGAUGCUGACCUGGUAAUGCUGUUAAGUUUGUUUGAGGAGGAAAUCAUGUCUUACGUUCCUCUCGCUUCAUUUCACCCCGGGUUCAACUUCUCUCCGCGCUGCUCCCCCGGUUCUUCUCCGCAGAACUCUCCAGGGACCCAGAGGGCUCGGGCACCGGCGCCCUACCGCAGAGACUUUGAAGCCAAACUGCGCAACUUCUACAGGAAGCUUGAGGCGAAGGGCUACGGGCAAGGACCUGGGAAGAUCAAACUGAUUGUCAGAAGAGAUCAUCUUUUAGAAGGAACGUUUAACCAGGUCAUGGCCUACUCCCGUAAAGAGCUCCAGAGAAACAAGCUCUACAUCACCUUUGUCGGAGAAGAAGGACUGGACUACAGCGGACCAUCUCGAGAGUUUUUCUUCCUGCUGUCUCAAGAGCUGUUUAACCCUUACUAUGGCCUGUUUGAGUACUCCGCUAACGACACGUACACUGUCCAAAUCAGCCCCAUGUCUGCUUUUGUGGAAAACCAUUUGGAAUGGUUCCGUUUCAGUGGUCGAAUUCUCGGCUUGGCAUUGAUUCAUCAGUAUUUGUUGGACGCUUUCUUCACCCGCCCAUUUUAUAAAGCGCUUCUCAGACUAUCCACAGAUCUCAGUGAUCUGGAGUAUCUGGAUGAGGAGUUCCACCAGAGCUUACAGUGGAUGAAGGAAAAUGACAUCACAGAUGUGCUGGAUCUUACCUUCACUGUCAAUGAGGAAGUGUUCGGCCAGGUAACAGAACGGGAGUUGAAGUCCGGCGGGACAAACAUGCAGGUGACCGAGAAAAACAAGAAGGAAUAUAUUGAUCGGAUGGUGAAGUGGAGAGUGGAGCGAGGCGUCGUCCAGCAGACUCAGGCUCUGGUCCGAGGCUUUUACGAGGUGGUGGACUCUCGUCUGGUUUCUGUGUUCGACGCCAGAGAACUGGAGCUGGUUAUUGCAGGAACAGCAGAAAUUGAUUUAAACGACUGGAGAAACAACACGGAGUACAGAGGAGGUUAUCAUGAUGGGCACAUCGUCAUCCGGUGGUUCUGGGGAGCGGUGGAGCGCUUCAAUAAUGAACAGAGACUGCGUCUGCUGCAGUUUGUGACGGGCACCUCCAGCGUGCCGUACGAGGGCUUUACCGCCCUGCGCGGGAGCAACGGCCUACGACGCUUCUGCAUCGAGAAAUGGGGCAAGAUCACAUCGCUCCCGAGGGCACACACAUGCUUUAAUCGUCUGGAUCUUCCGCCGUAUCCGUCCUACACGAUGUUGUACGAGAAACUGCUGAUCGCUGUGGAAGAAACCAGCACUUUUGGCCUUGAGUGAGGACUUCACGUGACUUUCCCGUGUACACUGUAUUUACUUCUCUACUAGCGUGGAUCGUAUCCUGUGUUCGUUUCUUCGGUUUGUUCAGGACACCACUGCAUGCAUCAGUCACCUGCGCGGGUGGACAGUGUGUAACGGGUAUGCAAUAGUGAAAGAGAAGCCUUCAACCUGCUUUAACACUCAGGGCCUCGACCUCCGCUGGAGUCGCUCUCAGUUCGCACAUCAUCAUUUCGCCAUAAACCGUCGCUUUCUUUUGGUGCGUUUUGACAAGAAUUGUAAAGUUAAAACCAAAUACACUCACAGAAAACAUCUGAUCGAGGUGCCGUGAUUACUGUAAAUGUGUGCACUAGUGAUGAAUCUCACCCAACACGUCAUCAUCACAGGAAGUGACAUCACGUCAUGUCACUUUGCAGGAGUCAAAGACAGACUAGGGGGAAAUGGCAAGUCUAAACCUUGAUUUGACACUUUUAAAGUAUUCGUUUAUCAAUCAACGCAUUUUAAUGUUAAAAUGUUUAAAGCGUCAACAAUGUUCAGGGCUUCAUGCUGUUUUAUGUUUUGUCUGUAAAAUGUUUAGUGUUGACACAUGAUUGCUUUCAAUUAAUGAAUGUUUUUGGGUAUGUUUAAAAAAAAAAAUUCCCCAACAUAGCAUUUUUUCUUUAAGGUCAUCACUGAAAGUGAACAUGCUAAACAACAAAUCCAGUUUGAAUAUGUUAAUUAUACAGCUGUGUAGAGUGAGAUUUUGAACCAAUGAGAUUGUUCUGUGGGCGGAGUUACCCCGCAGAUCAAAGCAAACAAAAGGGACUGACAAAAUGUCUGGUCAGUUGUGGCAGUUGCGUUUGGUUAAGACACUGUGCAAAGGGGCAUUCAUGGUGACAGUAGCGAUUUGGACGUGUACUUUAUGUAAAUGAGCACUGCCAAUAGGAGUGAAGACAUCUCAGUAAAAGGCCUUUAGUGAAUGAUUCAUUAUGCACUGCUGCAGCUUAUAUAGAAAUUUCCGUUUAGCAUGUUCAUUUUUACUGGCAAAAAAUGCAUUAGUUGUCAAAAUGGAACGAUUCUUUGUUUUAUUUAUUGUGUGGUUGUGUGUUUAUCAUGAUUACCGUUUAUCAUGAUUAUCGUGGGGUCCCAUUGGCUGUUCAUCGUGGCUCAUUUGCAUAUGAUUAAAUCUCCAAAAAUGUACUUGGAUUUUCCUGAUGCCAUGAUAUGCACUCAUUUUCUCCAAUGUUUAUAAAAUGUAUAAUCUAUUUAUAUAUGGUGUCUUUUUAUGACUUAAAGUGGUAAAGAGAUUGUAAGAAAUGUGUGCGCUACACUUCAUGUUCACUUGAGUGUUUCAGCUGUUUAAGGUGAAGAUAAGUGAGAAAUUCUGAAAGUGGGCUAAUAUAUUUAUUAAAAAAGAAAAUUGGUUUAAAUGUCAGAAAACAUUUCUUUGAAAGGUCAGAUUGGUUCGUUCUGUGGGUUGGUUUGUUGACGACUAGAUUCCUGUGCUGAAGUUUUGAUUAUUGUUCAUGUUUACAUUUUAAAAUGACGUGAAUGUGUGUUUUAUACAUUAAGAUCGUCAUAAAUCGUCAUGCCAUUUAAAGGUGCAUGUGUUUGUGUAUAAUCCACACUUGAUGAGUCAGUCUUUUAAUUUUAUAUCCUAAUAUUUUCAUAAAGGGAUUGUUCACCCAAAAAAUAUGCAUUGUUUGAAUAUGCAGAAUAUUCGAUCGCAACAAUCGUUAAUUUCCUUUAUUAACAGAAUAACAUGAUGGUGAUGAUUUUUUUUUUUCUUCAAUUGUUUAAUUUUGGUUGUACUGUCCCUUUAAUGUGGUGAUGGAGAAGUAAAGCAAUCCGGCUUUGAUAGUCUCUGAAAUAUAAUUCUAUCUAAUAUCAAUUGCAGCUCAAAUGAACAACGCAGCUUAAGAUGUUAGGAAUGUAGAGAAAGUGCAUUUGUAUUAUUUAUCCCAAUCAAGAAAUUAUAAAAUAUCUGUAUAUCAAAUGUGUACAUAUUUGCUUGAACAGUCUAUGUAAAAUCAAAAUUUUAAAACGUGAUGAAUCAAUUCAACAGCCAACAGUUCAUCUUUUUUAAAAAAAAAAAAAAAACAUGUCUUCGUACUUACUAUUGACAUAAUGUUAGUUCAAAAUGUUUUUCUUAUAUGUAUAUUAGUACUAUGCAUAUUUGUUUGCAAUUAUAAGAAAUGCUACUGUUUUGGCGGUUGUGAAGGACGUUUCUUCAUUUAUCAAGACUCUCGCAGCCCUGAAAUGAAAACGUGAGAGAAAUAAGGAGAAGGUUCUGGAACAAACUGCCUUUCUCUGUAAACAUGUCAUUCUGGGAAAUGCAGAAAGAGUUGGCUCCUGCUUCCACCUCGGACACAUACGCUAGUCUGCUUAUGUAUUUUUACACUUUUAAUCUAUCUGUAUGGAAGAGAAUAAGAGCGGAAAUGUACAAAUGUUAAUUUGAAUUGUGUGUUGAGGUCAAUUAUAGCGCCUCUCUCAGGCUGAGAUCUGUAACUACAGCAUUACACUGUUAACGAAUGUCAAUAAACAAUCACUUUCUAUCUGAA